UUAAGAAGGACUCCGUAGAUGCACGGCUAUAACUUAUAUCCGGAUUUUCGUUUUCAACUUCUCAAUACCGGUCUUCCAGUCACGAUCGCUCCACCCACAGAAAACCAAAACUGUUAUCGUCUAUCCCUUAAUGAAACUGUCUCCGUAACGGUGCGGACCUGCCACAAGCACAGCUUGCAGGACAGCGACAGAAAGUAAGAAAAAGAGGGACAGGAGGAAGCAAACGCGUUUAGUACAAUGCCAACACAAAACAAGUAAGCCGUGACCUUCAGGCAAAAAUGUUGGGCAUCACGAAGUUAAGAAGUGUCUCGCUGAAGGGAUUGUUUGUAAUCUCUGUGCUUUUAAAGAUCUCAUAUAUGGAAGGCUCAUCGCCAGAUGCGAUCAGUAAUACCACUGUUACUGACUUCACAACAUCCUCCGUGUCUAUUACCUGGAGUGUCCCUCAAAAAGAAGUUGGAGCAGGGCCUGUUGUGGUGGGUAAUCUUUCUGUAACUCAAAUCACAACAUCAUCUGUGUCUCUGCGCUGGAGCCCAUCACCUGAAAACACCACGUCUUACCUAGCUGAGUGGAAAGAGGGCACCACAUGCAAGAAUAAAUCAACAAAAUCAUCAUCCAUCGAUAUAACAGAUCUGACUCCUGGAACUCAGUACACAUUUACAGUAAUCCCGAUUUUUGGUGAUAAUCUGAAAGGUGCCUCUGUUAAUUGUUCUCAAUUUACAAAGCCUGGACAACCUGAGAACAUCUCAGCUGUAAAUCAGCAGAACAAUGGUCUGCGUGUCUUAUGGAGCUCACCUCCUGGAACCGUGAUGGAGUAUGAAGUGACAGUCACAAACUGCGAAAAUAACUUUACAAGGAUUUCCACUACACAAAAAAAUUAUACAGACCUGCAGGAAUUGGAAGCUGGAGUAAUGUACAAUCUCAGUGUGACCUCCAUCAUUGGGCCAUUCAAAAAUACAUCUGAUAUCGUCCAAGUUGCUACUAGACCAAACCCACCCGGAGCUAUAAAAAUAGUAGAGAAAACCAACAACUCCAUUUCACUUUCCUGGGACGUGCCGGUUAUGGAAGCAGCUGCAGAAGCUAAGUACAGUGUAGCGUUCACAUCCAGCCUGAAUUCAUCCACCCAGAUCAUGCUGGUGUCACAGAAUCAGGUUAAAUGUUCAGGACUGACUUCAGGAACACUGUACUACAUCUCAGUGGGAACUGUGGGACCGCAGGACCUAAGGAGCCCGAAUGUCUCCCGAAAUGAGUACACAUUGCCCAAUGCAGUGCAAAACCUCAAAGUCAGCACGAAAUCUAUCAGUUCUGUGAUGCUUGAAUGGGAGAGCCCUGUUGGUGCCCAGUCAUAUUUUGCAUACAGAGUCAAUAUCAACUCAAACGGCUCUGUAAGAAGUCAAAUAACAUCAAUGAACCAAACCAACAUCACAGACCUCAAGCCAGGCACUAAGUACAACUGCUCUGUUACUACGCUUGUCGUAAAUGACACAUAUGGCACCCCCUUAUUCACGUUUUGCCAGACAAAACCAGAGAAGGCAAAGAACGUAACAGUUAUCGGAACAACAACCAGUCUGACCAUGAUGUGGGACAGGCCUGAAGGAACUGUGACAUCCUACAUCAUUGACAUCUACAAUGGAAGCUCACUAGCGGCCAGUCAGACAGUAUUUAACAAUUCGGCUGUAUUUGCUAACCUGAAGCCAGGGACGCUCUACAGCGUCACACUCAACACGCUCAGUGGACCUUUACAAGGGGAACCACAGAUGAUUAAUUGUUCAACCUAUCCCAAUCCACCCAGUUUCAUCAAAGCUGAAGGUGCAACGACAAGUUCCAUUAACAUCAGCUGGGGCAGGCCCUCUGACAUGGACGGGGACCAGUAUACAUAUAUUGUUUCCUACCAGGGCAAUGAAAUUGCCUCCAAUGACACCUGUUUCAUGCUGGGAAAUCUGACAUCAGGGACGCACUACAAUAUCUCUGUGCUAACGGUUGGACCAAUGAGCUACAAGAGCAAGCCACAGACUGUGUUAAGCUGUACAAGAGUCAGCUCUGUGAAAAAGCUGCAAGCAACAGAGAUUACAACUUCUAAUGUGACACUGGUUUGGGAGUCUCCCAAUUCUGGGAAGAGUUAUGAGUACUUUGUAGCAACAAAGUCCCUAACCCAAGUGACCAACUUCACUGUGAACAGAACAGAUGCCAGCAUCAGAAGCCUUCAGUCUGGUAGCAAUUAUACGUUUGAUGUCACAGUUACGCUGCAGGGUGUUUGUGAAUCUGCUGCCGAAUCCAUCUCGCUAUUCACAAGACCAUAUCCCAUUGUUGACUUGAAGUCUGAGGCAAUUAAUGAAUCGGUGGUGUAUUUGAACUGGACCAGACCACAGGAAUACCAAGACAGCUACACUUACACAGUUCAGAUUUCGGGGUGCACGUCUAAUACGAAGAAUCAGUCAGUGCAGCAAGAACAGGCCUACAUUUAUGAUCUGAUUCCAGGGACCAACUGCUUCCUCCUUAUUUACAGCAGGGCGUCAAAUGGCAUUGAAGGAUGGCCACUCUCCACAUCUCAAUACACAAAGCCUGAAAAGGUAUUGCCAGCGGUGUCAAAUGGACAUAAAAAUGAUUCCAUUAAUGUGACCUGGGGUCCUACAAGGGGCAACAUAGAGAAAUAUGUGGUCACCCUAUAUAAUCCUCAAGGACCAAACUCGAUGCAGGAACUAAACAACACUGCUCAAUCCUAUCUGUUCGUUAACCUGAAAGCAGGACGUAUGUACACAGUCACAGUGAGAACAAGCAGUGGGCCCUUUGCAGAGGAAUCACUGGCAGUGUCAGUCGCAACCUAUCCAAACAAACCUGGAGAUAUCACAAUAGCAGACAAGAAUACUAGCUCAAUUGCUUUAGCAUGGAGCAGUCCGCUGGACAGUGACGGUUCUACUAACUAUUACAUGGUGAAAUAUCAGUCUGCUGUGUACAACCACACAAUUAAAACCAAUACAAGCAGCAGUGUCCUGAACAGACUGGCUUCCGGAACCUCGUACAAUAUCUCUGUGGCUACUGUAGGACCAGAGGAGCUCGAGAGUGCACCAGUUACGGUGGACUUGGUCACAACCAGACCAGAGAAAGUUCAAUCACUGGAAAUACAGUCUGUGUUUCUUGAAGAGGUCAUGCUCAAAUGGAGUCCCCCGUCUGAUUUUAAAAAUGGGUACUACUACGGAGUGAUUACAAGCCGCACAGAUUAUGUGAUCAAAAAAACAACGCCCAAUAAGACUUAUAAGGCAGUCGAUCUAUUGCCUGGAACUGAGUAUAAUUUCAGUGUAAUGACGCUGACACUGGAUGGGACAGAGUCCUCACAUGCAAUGGUGUCCUCCUGUACAGAUGCAGCUCCAGUCACAAACAUCAGCUGUCAGGGCCCAGACCUCACUCCGGCUCUCACAGUGCAGUGGAGCAGUCCCAAAGGCUUAAACAAAGGCUUUGAAAUAAACAUAACAGAUAAACCCAAGGAGACUCUUCCAACUUGUACUUCCGAAUGUGUGCACACCCUAAAAAAUCUGUCUUACAACACAAAGUACACGGUGAACAUCCUAACUCGUGGGUGUGGGAAUAGCAGCCCCAUCACAGCUUUAUCCUGUAAGACAGGAAUCACAGUUCCAUUGAUACCAGAUAUAAAGGGCUAUAUCGAAGUUACUGAUGUGGAGCAUGAUCGAUUUACUUUGAAACUGAACCCUGGGCUCUUUAGUGACAGUGAAGGACCCAUUGUCAGUUAUGGUGUACUUGUUACAUCUAGUGUGAGCAGUAUUAUUGGUGGAAACUCAUCCUCUUUUAAAAAGUACCUAAGCAACACAUAUGAAGCCUGGAAUACUGGAAAUGAAGCAGCUUAUCUAGCGACCCUUAAAGGAGACAAGGAAACAUAUCAAGGAGGCAUAACUUCAAUUGUCAUCGGUGACAACACCGAAUGGGGGACAUAUAUUAAUGGGCCACUUAAACCCAAGGGAAGCUACAGGUUUGCCAUCGUUAUGUUUACUCGACUGGAGAAAAAUGGUGAAUUUAUAGAUAUUUCAAAAUCCUAUGUCUCAAUAUCACCUUUUUAUGAGACAGAAAUAAAUCUUCCAGAAAAUCCAGUUGUUGUCACAUCCAUAGUUAUGUCUAUAGUAUCUAUACUCCUACUUAUCAGCAUUUUUAUCAUUGGUGCAGUUUCAUUUAAAAGACGUAAGAGACCAGAACCUUCAGAAGUCCCCAUUCUUUCAAUGAGUGAAAAAGCUAGUGUUCCCAUUAAAGUGGAGGAUUUUAAAGAUUACUUCAGAAAGCAACAAACAAAUUCUAACUGUGGAUUUGCAAAAGAAUUUGAGAACCUGAAAUCUGUGGGCAUAUCUCAAGCUAAGAGCAGCGGCUUGGCUCUGGAGAACAAAGGGAAGAACCGAUACAACAAUGUCCUGCCGUAUGAUUCUUCAAGAGUAAAGCUGUCCAUCCAAGGAUCGCCAUUUGAUGAUUACAUCAACGCCAACUAUAUUCCAGGGUACAAUUCCAGGAAGGAGUUCAUUGCAGCACAGGGUCCAUUAGCCAGUACUGUGAAUGAGUUCUGGAGGAUGAUCUGGGAGAAAAAUGUGAGCACGCUGGUGAUGCUGACUAGGUGCAAUGAGCAGGGCCGGGUAAAAUGUGAGGAAUACUGGCCUUCAGGAACCAAGCAUUUCAGCAAUAUAACUGUGACAUCAACAUCUGAAAUAGUUCUAGAUGACUGGACAAUAAGAGACUUCACUGUCAAGAAUGUGAAAACUGCAGAAAAACGACCUCUGCGGCAAUUCCACUUCACAGCCUGGCCGGACCACGGCGUCCCAGGGACCACGGAGCUGCUGAUCACCUUCAGGCACCUCGUGAGAGACCACAUGGACCAGUUCUCGCGCAAUUCCCCCUCCGUGGUGCACUGCAGUGCGGGAGUGGGACGAACUGGAACCUUCAUCGCCAUUGACCGCCUGAUCUUCCAAAUCGAGCGGGACAACGAGGUGGAUGUGCAUGGAAUUGUCCAUGAUCUCCGCAUGCACCGGCCACUCAUGGUCCAGACUGAGGAUCAGUACGUGUUCUUAAAUCAGUGUGCCAUGGACAUCAUCAGAUCAAGAAGUGGAACCAAUGUAGACUUGAUAUAUGAGAACACAGCUGCAGUCUCUAUUUAUGAGAACUUUCAGCCUAUGAAAAAAUCGAAAAAUGGUUACCACCGUACUUAGGAAAAUCUUUGUUCAUCUUUCUAAUGCUGGAUUUAUGUUCUUGUUGUUUAUUUAUAGAAAGUGCCUGUCAUUUUCACAUACAGCUGAGGAAAAAAUUAAGAGACCACAGCUGAAACAGUUUUGUUUCGCUCAUUUCUCAAUUUAUGGGUAUGUGUUUGUGAAUAAUAUGCAUUUUUUUUGCAAACCGCAGCCUGGUUCUUCUCUGUUU
Messenger RNA from Paramormyrops kingsleyae, 5403 nucleotides. The record is from RefSeq and is a predicted model, not a curated record. Lineage: Eukaryota; Metazoa; Chordata; Actinopteri; Osteoglossiformes; Mormyridae.